Molecule: messenger RNA, 967 nt
Organism: Vigna radiata var. radiata (mung bean)
Lineage: Eukaryota; Viridiplantae; Streptophyta; Magnoliopsida; Fabales; Fabaceae
Exons: 4
Coding region: 266-835 (189 amino acids)
Source: RefSeq, a predicted model, not a curated record
UAGAAGGUGAUUUGUAAAAGGUAACGGCUAGUUCUGCGAUCGAAAAAUCUAACGGCUCUGAUCCCUCGACCGUUUAGAAAUAUAGCCGUUACCAACAUUUUCUCUGCCUCCAAUCUUAUAUAAAUCCUUGAAAUCGUUUCCUUCUAUUCACUUCAGCUUGUCUUGUCUUUUGAGCGUACUAAAAGCUUCCAUUUCCAUGUCUUUCAACAAACCAUCUUCAAUGCCUUCAAACCCCAAUCCAUGAAGUUCCGAAAUCAGUAACCCCAUGAGAAGGAGUUUCACUGGAAACCCCUUCAACAAACCUUCAAUUGUCCCAAUUCAUGGAGCCAAAACUCCCGCCAACAGCCCUUUAGAUUUUUCUAGAAGAGGAUCUGUUGGGGUUCGUGAAAGUGGAGGGUCACUGAGGGACUCCUUGGAUAACAAAGAAAAUGGGAAAGAUCAAUCUUUGAAACCGGUGAAGGUUCGAUCGCCAGCUGUUUGCUCAAAGGGUUCAAAGAAUUUCAUGUCUCCAACCAUUUCUGCUUCCUGCAAGAUCAAUGAGUCUCUCCGAAAGGGAGUCCUAACUGAGCGGAACGAAGUAGUUCCAAGUCCUGUGGACCCGAAAAGCCACGUUCGUAAGCUACCGUGGUUUCCCCCUCUUGGUGUAGAUCCCUUGAUACCUCCUUAUGACCCUAAAACCAACUACCUCUCCCCCAGGAGUCGGAUGUUUCUCCGAAUCGAUUUGGUUUCUUCUGUCAUGCAGCUCUUGAAUAUUUAUUUCAAGAUGGAUUUCAUCCGGUGGCCAUGGAAAUAUUACAGGUAUGUGGAACAUAGAUUUCAUUUAAUGGGAACUUGACGGGAAUAUAAACAAAAUACCCACCCUAUUCUCCCCAUGUAAUUUAAAAUAAGAAUCACUACAAAGAUGAGAUUUGUAGCAAAUCUUGUGUUAAAUAAGUCCUGACAUGGAUGGAUAAGAAAGAACUGCUAU